Messenger RNA from Acanthopagrus latus (yellowfin seabream), 770 nucleotides. RefSeq lists its product as uncharacterized. The coding region runs from base 470 to 730 and encodes 86 amino acids. NCBI's taxonomy places the organism in Eukaryota, Metazoa, Chordata, Actinopteri, Spariformes, Sparidae. Gene Ontology annotation, molecular function: calcium-dependent protein kinase inhibitor activity; protein kinase binding. Gene Ontology annotation, biological process: negative regulation of protein kinase activity. The record is from RefSeq and is a predicted model, not a curated record. The transcript is spliced from 3 exons.
UGAAAUCCGAAGUGUCGGCGCCGACCCUCGCAGCGACCGCGCGGUGACGUGCGCACGCCGCUGUGAGUCAAGACACAAUGCGAGGAAAUCCCCAAGGCCGAGAGAACGGCGAGAGGGCCCUUUAAAUCGACGCUUCCUCGGUGUUGUGCCAAGAGAGAGAGCGAGAGAGAGAGAGAGAGAGAGAGAGAGAGAGAGAGAGAGAGAGAGAGAGAGAGCGCUGAUAAACAACAACACCGCUCUCAGAAGCCGCUUUUACCGGAUUCAGUUCCGUGCUGCGGCCUCGGUGAGGAAGAGGCUGCGAGGACUUUCUCUUCGGUUUUCCCCCCUCUCCUGCUUUCGCCUCGUCUGUUGUUUCAUACAUCUCGUUGUUGAAUGCCAUUGCGGAAGUGAGGCGCUUUUCCACUCGACUCGAAGCUCGGGGCUGUGCGGACAUCUAGCGGCCGAUCGGCAGAAGGCGCCUCACUCGGAGAUGUACGGAGCUUCAGGUAUCCCGGAGCUCAUCCCGCCCAGCGGGCCGCCGCGGCAGCCCGGCCCGGCGGGCCAGUUCAACCCGGGACACCCGCAGGUGAACGGCCACGGCGGCGGGGACAACCCGCAGAGACUCGGACAGAGGGCACCCAAGCUGGGUCAGAUCGGUCGGACCAAGAAAGUUGACUUGGACGACGAAGACUUGGACGACAUCAUGAACAACAACGGCCAGUGUCCGGUAUCCCUGUCGCCCAUCUCCUAAACUUCACAGAGAAGUGCCAAAAAGGGAAAGGAAAAAAAAA